UGUGCCUACAUGCGGCCAAAUGCCCACGGGAAUCACUCCUGGCCAGAGUCCCUGGAGCCCGAGGAGGCAGAGCCCAAGGCACCGGCCCAGGAGGCAGAGGAGGCUCCUGCAGAAACACCUGAAGUCCAGACAGAGACGUCUGACGAGGAGUCGGAUGAAGAGCUGGAGGCGUGGACACCUCCAGAGAUCCUGCCACCUCCAUCAGCCUCUCCGGUGGCAGCUGUGGAGCCGGGGCCGGCCUGGGAGGCACCUGCAGACAUGACUGAGGCCCCACCACCCCUGGAUGAGGAGCCCUCCCUGGAACCUGCCCAGGGUCCUGCCUCAGAGGAGGAGCUGCCUCCUGAAACCCCAGCAGCGCCAGCUCCAGAGCCGCAGGCUGAGACUGCUCGCCGUCUCCCCUCAGAAAAACUGGACAAAAAUGCAGAAAUCUGGAAAGACAACUUCAUGCUGGAAAGCAGUCCUCACGACCCAGGCCAGAUAAAGUUGUGA
This is a messenger RNA of Eptesicus fuscus (big brown bat), 489 nucleotides long. Its product is annotated as fibrous sheath CABYR-binding protein-like. The transcript is spliced from 3 exons. The record is from RefSeq and is a predicted model, not a curated record. The coding region runs from base 10 to 489 and encodes 159 amino acids. Lineage: Eukaryota; Metazoa; Chordata; Mammalia; Chiroptera; Vespertilionidae.